Messenger RNA from Solea solea (common sole), 438 nucleotides. It is a transcript of the gene ly97.3, whose product is annotated as lymphocyte antigen 97, tandem duplicate 3. NCBI's taxonomy places the organism in Eukaryota, Metazoa, Chordata, Actinopteri, Pleuronectiformes, Soleidae. The record is from RefSeq and is a predicted model, not a curated record. The transcript has 4 exons. The coding region runs from base 110 to 388 and encodes 92 amino acids.
CCAUGACUGGACAAAGUGUGAGGAGCUAUAAAAAGAGGCAGACGUGGAUUUCUGCACAUCAGUUAUUGGCAGAAACCAAGAAGGAGAAGACAGACCGUUGAAGAGAACAAUGAAGUUUGUGGUGUUGGCUUUGAGCAUCGUCCUGCUGUUCACAGCUGGUGGCGCCCUGGACUGCCAUCGCUGUGUCCCCAAAACCGCCGGAGGACACUGUGACCUCAGUGUAGAGACAUGUAACCCACAGAAGGACGGCUGUGCUGCUGCCAAGUUCACCAGAGGACCACUUGGCCAGUAUCAGAAAUGCAUGGCUCUGUCCGACUGUGAAAUGCUGAAGACGAACGCCUUCAUUGACAUCAAGUGCUGCAGUGAAGACAUGUGCAACACCUAUUAAAUAACAAGUAACAUCAUUAUGCAGAAAAAUAAAGGUGUUUGAACAACGUU